GUGGCCGUGGCUAGUCGCUGAGUCCAUGAGUGUUUCAACAACUUGUACAGCGCAGACAGUGGCUGAGCCGCGUGCCAGCGGCUACAGCUGCACAUGAACACAGACAUGUUGGCUCAAGGUCUGUGGGCCUCAUCCUUAUUUCGUGUUCUAGCCACAGCACUCUUUCGGUAUUUGCUCUGAGAGCGCACCGCAAACCCUUCAGGAUGCUCUGGGCCAUGUAUCUCGAGGUGGCAAGUUUCGCGUUCAUCGGCUCCCAGGCCAUGCAGAUAAGCGUUGAUGGCUUCGGGCGCAAGAGUGACAACACAUGGUUAAAGGGAAUUAGCACAGAUGGCGACGUUGCGUGCAGCGUUGAGGACGAAUGCGUUGUUGGCUCUGGCACGGGCACUUGCAAGGUGAUGGUGGAUCCGGCCAUGGCGAUUCCGGUAGGUAGCACCGACUCGGGAUAUGACUGUGAUUUCGCUGUCACCAAAACUAGGUACCGCAGAGCAGCCCGGUACGCCACACCACCAUCUGAUGUCACCAUGGUGGGGCAUUCACCAUCAUCACAUUGGAACCUUUGCUGGUCGGCUAACACCUCAGGCAUUGAUCGCCGAGCUUUGCGGGGAGCACGCGUAGAAGAUCAUUGUUACUACGUCAACGGCAUCUGUUUCCUGUGGGCUUCUCCGUGUUCUGGCGGGUGUUCCCAAAUCGACGCUUUCUCCUCGUAUUCGUCGUUCUGCCCUGGACUGCGCUACGCUACGACAAAGGAGUGGUUGGCUGCACUUCCUGUUCUGAACAAAAACAGGGAAGAGUUCCACAAAAAAUGCGCAACCAGCCAGCUGGACCCACGGUGGAACCACUGCGAUGCACAGAAUGACUUCGUGCGGGUGGAGGACAACGCAUACAACGAGCUGAUCCUGGUGUGCGGCGGUGCAUCCGCAAACGCCUCGGCGACUCCCGCCCAGGCAAAGAGCAAGCAGCCGAAGCAGGAGAAGAUGAAGCAGGCGGAGAGGGAUUUCAAGACGGACGUGGCGGGGGCCGACCGCAAGAAGGAGGCCAAGCGCAAGGCGGAGGCCGACCGCAAGGCGGAGGCCGAGCGCAAGGCGGAGGCUAUUCGCAAGGCGGAGGCCGACCGCAAGGCGGAGGCCGAGCGCAAGGAGGAGGCCGACCGCAAGGCUGAGGCCGACCGCAUCGCAAGGCUGGAGGCCACUCGUAAGGCGGAGGCCGAGCGCAAGGCGGAGGCCGAGCGCAAGGCGGAGGCCCAGCGCAUGGAGGAGGCCAUUCGCGAUGAGGCCAUUCGCAAGGCGGAGGCCGAUCGCAAGGCGGAUGCCGAGCGCAAGGCAGAGGCCGACCGUCGGGUGGAGGCCGAGCGCUUGUCGGAGGCCAUUCGCGAGGCGGAGGCCGAGCGCAAGGCGGAGGACAAGCGCAAGGCGGAGGCCGAGCGCAAGGCGGAGGCCGAGCGCCAGGCGGAGGCCGAGCGCAAGGCGGAGGCCGAGCGCGAGGUCCAGGAGAAGAUCGAGCAGACGAAGCAGGACUCCAAGACGAACGCGGCCGGGCCGCCAGUUGCUCGAGACGCACGUGCCGUUGGCGACCCGCACCUGCAGAACAUCCAUGGUGAGCGGUUCGACCUGCUGAGGCCUGGUAAUCACGUGUUGCUUCACAUUCCGCGGAGAGAGCGUGUCGAGAAGGUGUUGCUCCGUGUGGAGGCCGAGGUGCGUCGCUUGGGCGGGCAGUGCGCGGACAUGUAUUUCCACGAGCUGAACAUCACGGGGGCGUGGGUCCCGCACGGUCGCACAGGUGGUCUUCGUUUCCAGGCGGGUGGCGUGCGCGAGAGGCAUCCGCAGUGGCUGAGCUUUGGGAGGGUACAAGUGAAAGUUGCCCAUGGGAGCACUCUGCAGGGCGCCCCCUAUUUGAACUUUUACGUCAAGCACCUUGGGCAUACUGGGUUCACAGUCGGAGGGUUGCUAGGCGAGGACGAUCACACCGAGGCAGCAAUGCCCUCGGAGGCAUGUGCUCACCGCCUUUCACUUCUUCAGGUUGCUGCCCCGAGUGAAUACAGUGUAACUGUCUUCCCAGUUGCAGAGGCGAGCUUUGAGUGAAUUCACGCGCAUGCAUGUAGUUCGCAUUCUGGUUUCAUGGAACAGGCUAGUGGAAGUUCAGCGGAAGCUCAAGGCAUGCUGACAGGAAUAUGUAUAUAUAUAUAGAGAGAGAGAGAGUUGUUGCAAGAAAGAUGUUGUUAAGGUAUGGUUGCUACUGGAGGGGCUCUAAGAUAACCCAACCACAUGACGCAAGGAAUACGCGUGGUUCGGAGCAAUACGCGAAGUGAGGCGAACGAUACAUGCAG
Molecule: messenger RNA, 2323 nt
Organism: Prorocentrum cordatum
Lineage: Eukaryota; Dinophyceae; Prorocentrales; Prorocentraceae
Source: the annotation of a GenBank genome assembly